Pungitius pungitius (ninespine stickleback) is the source of this 4208-nucleotide messenger RNA. It is a transcript of the gene wdr31, whose product is annotated as WD repeat domain 31. The record is from RefSeq and is a predicted model, not a curated record. Lineage: Eukaryota; Metazoa; Chordata; Actinopteri; Perciformes; Gasterosteidae. Bases 2066 to 3133 code for a protein of 355 amino acids. Gene Ontology annotation, molecular function: protein binding. The transcript has 10 exons.
GCGGGCGGGGGGAUAAAACAAACGCCACACGAGUGUUUGUACUCCAACCUGUGGAACAGAAAACGUGCAUGAAUGGAGGAGCUCGAACGCGGACCUGCCUCCGUGGGCGUGGACGUCAGAAAAAAAGGACAAUUACACUUAAACGUUUCGGGCUGACUUUGAGAUUCGUCACAGUCACGAUAGGCGAGGCGGAAUGUGACGUAAUGUGAUGUCAGCAUGAGAUGUUCGUACGAAUAAGACUCGUCGUUUUGUGAUUGUUUUGUUGGGUGAAAAGAACACGUGUCAAGGCCCUACGCAGUCCAGCAAAUGUGAACAUGUUGACUUUUUUUAGGUGUUUUUUUGUUUGUUGUGCUUAGCAAAAGGCGGCUUAAAGACAUUGAUCAUAACAUGAUAUGAUGCAUACAUGUGUAAAGCAGUUGGGUUGCAUCAUAUGGUGCUGUCAUAAAUCAUCUGUGCUAUAAACGCCUUUAACAAGCUGCAGAGUUACACAGCAUUCAUUUGUCCCGUUAUUCUAACACACUUACACAUUGUUGAAAUGAUAAGUGGAUGGAUGGAUAGAUGGAUGUUAGAGGCUACGUUGUGUAUCUACAGUUGUUCCAUUAUGACCAUCUCCACUGUUCUUGCCUGAGCCAUUAGUGUUAUCGGUGAAUCAGUGCCCCUUUUACUUCUGCCUUUGCCACAACCAAACAUUAGGCUUGAAGGGACAGUCCAUCGUGUUGUAAGUCAACACGAUAUGGUAUUGGGUCUGUUUUUUUUCUUGGGUCUUGGGCCUACAGUGGACUUUUCAGGGCCUCUGUAAUGGGAGCAGUAAUAUGCCUGGAUCCCAAGCAACAUACUUAAUUUCUUAUUUUGGAUUCCAUUCAGAUUAUCCAGAGCCAUGUUCUAUGUGUGCUGAGCUGCUUUAUUGGUCAGGUUUUUGUUUAACGGCCUAAAAACUUUGAUGAAAAAAAGAAAACCCUCCUUGAUCUACUUAAGGAAUGAGGACAGCUUUCUGCGUCACAUUAUUUUAAACAUCAAGCAAGCCAAGUGUCUGGAAAGUUUAUACGUCAACCUGAUAUUAUCGUGUAGACUGAACAAAACUAGUAUUCCACCAUUAUUGUAGGCAGAUUACAAGUCAUUCCUGGGCCCAGUUUUGCAUGUUUUUUGGCAAAUAGUCACCCAUAAUGUAUUAUUCAAAACAUUUGAAUGGAUUCAUAAUUCUUUGUGUAAUUAUCAGAUGUGUAUGUGCACUACAAGGUUCAGGGCUUUUAACUUCUUCACAUCAGAUCCACGUUACUAAGGCAUACGCUAAUUAUCUAGGCUAUGAGCACUUAUGACUGUGGCUGAAGCAAAUGGAUCUUGCACCAUCAAGUCCGAGAUAGGGAUUAAAGUGGAUUUAAAACAUCUAUAUUCACCGACAUAUCCGUCAUCAGACCUGAGUAAAGAAUCAUUAAGCAGACCAACUUUAGGAUCUAGAGUUCUGCUUUUACUCGGGCAGGAACAUGUGUUACUGCACUGAACAGCAGAAAACACUCUGGAAUAGUCACACAUGCUCUUAUGUGGAAACUGCUAAACUUAGAAAACUAUUUGAUAUUUGUAAUUCCAUCAUUGUUAGAAUCCAAUUAUUUGGUUUUUAAAUGCCAUCAAAACCAUAUCAACAAUUUAGCUGUAGUCAUGCUCACAUAAACCAUUUGCUGCAAAAACUAAAAGUUAGAAUUAAAAUAAUCUCACAUACUAUAUUCAACAGUAACCUAAUUAAGUGGCUCAUUUAGACCUUUUCAACGUGACAGCCCACUGACUCAGUGCCUGAUUGCUCGUAAUGUGUUUGUUUGAAUUCAGUUCAUGAAGACGAAGCCUAUUUAAUCUUUUCUGACUUUAUCUAACAAAAAACAGAGCCACGAUACAGCACAAGAAAACAGGACAUGAAAAGAACAAGUGUCAAGCAGAUAAAUUCCUGUUAGCUCUCAGCGGACCUGUCUGAUCUGUUCCAGAUUCCAAGCUUGGGGAGCUAUUCAACCUCUGUCUGUAAUGAAGGUCUUUCUACCAGGUCUGUAAAGAGCCACCCAGCCACAGGAUCCUAGCAGACAUGGGCAAACUACAAAGCAAGUUUCGCAAGAGGUCGGAACUCUACAGGGCAUCGCAGGGGGAGAAGGUAGACAAUACCUGUGACAGUCAGGUGGUGCAGUAUGAACCUGCCCAUCAUGGCUCCAUCAGCACUGUCACAAAUCUUAGCCCAGAUUUGUGUGUUUCUGGUGGGAGUGACCAGGCUGUUGUGGUGUAUGACUGGAAACAAGGCCGGAUGUGUCAGUCCUUCCAGGGACACAACCGUGAGGUUACCAAGGUGAUGUGCUAUCCAGGCAGUACGUGGAUCUUUAGUGCCUCACGGGACAAGACUGUUCUGAUGUGGGACCUAAACCAGGGGGACGAACCUAUUCAGGAAUUCUGUGGGCAUGAAUUGGUGGUCAAUGGACUGGCCAUCAGCCCUGAGGGGAGAAAGCUGUGCACCGGUUCCCGUGACAACUGGAUGUGCCUGUGGGAUAUAGAAUCUGCUAAAUGUGAACAGAGAACCAACAUUUCUAGAAACCUGGUGACUCAUGUGUGCUGGGUGCCAAGCAGCUCCUCUCUAGUCCAGACCUCCGAAGAUAAGACCAUAAGGGUGUGGGACAGCCGAACAUGGCAGGUGACCAAUACUUUUCCAGCCAAGCAGUACAUCCAGACCCACUGUGAUGUUUCUCCAAACGGAAACUACUUGGUGUCCAGCAGCAACGGCUUCGGGGGCCAAGGCUGUGAAGCCACGCUGUGGGACCUGCGUCAGCCCGGCUGCAAGGUGGUCGAGUACAGAGGACACCUCCAGACCGCCGCCUGCUGUAUGUUUCUGCCGACGCCUCCUGACGGAGCAGCUCAGGUUGCAACGUCCUCUCACGACGGCUCCGUCAAGAUCUGGGAUCAGAACUCUGCAGUCUGCCUGGGGACGCUGUGUCUGGACGGUGCUGGUCCACUGGUUAGCCUGGCCCCCACUGACUCCACCAACCUGCUGUGUGCCAGCUUCAACAACGGCCUUCAUCACCUCCAGGUGGGCCACCAGGCUCAGGGUUUCGGGGCAGAGUCGGGCGCAGCUGGCGGCACGGAAAUAAAAGUUGUGUCACGCUUCUGACGGCCCGAUGGCGCCGGGUGUGACUCGCACCGCUCACAAUGUGAACAGCCAGCUACCACCAUCCCCCCCCCCAUAAGGAUGUCUCCUCAGUCAUUUUUCUAGUUUUCCUUUUUUUUUAAAAAAACAUUUUUGCUUUACUAGACUGCCAUACAUCCUGCAAAGCCUCCUGCUGUACAUCAUGUUACCCCUCAAUUGACCAGAGACAAAAUGUCCGUGCUUCAUCUGCUGCUGUCAUGGAUCCGAGCGUUGUGGUGGUGGUCGAUCCUGACGCGUCUGAAGUGUUGUUCAAUCCCUCUUACAGCAGGAAAACAUGUAGCAGAUGCACCCGGGCUGGCACUGUUGUUUGUGCAACGUUUUUCUAAAGAGUAAUGGAGUAGACGUGACAGUAGUCUGACAGUUGACUAGUUUGUUCUGUAGCUUUAACCUUUGUGGUCGACCCAAUGAGAACCUACGACACAACACUGUACUAACACCAGCUUGGUUAUUAGGUAGAAUUUAUUUUGUAAUGUUUUUUUUAAAGAUACAGAUUUUUUUUUUUAACUGAAGAUGCCAAGCUCAUGUUGCUGCUGGUGUUUAAUACGUUAAAUUGAAAGAUUACUAUGCAACAAAAACCUUAGUAAUUCCCACAGUAUUGUUCGAAUGAACAAAUGAGAUUGGAAUAUAUUGCAAAUACAAAAGAUCGCUGCUCUUUGGGCUAUAAACAUAAAACCUGCCACUAUAAAAUGGAUUGGAUGAAUCUAGUGUUGGUACUGUGCUUUUCCCAAAUGUUGAGCGACUUGUUAACUCUAAAAGUCUCACUUGUAUACUGAUUACUUUACUUUCAGCUUUUUUAAAUGGACAGUUUUUGUUUGUGGAGAUCCGAUUACCAUCUGUCACAAAGACAGCUGUCACAUCCAGCUGUGAUGAGAGGCUUUGUCUCAUGGUGCUGAGGAAUCCACAUUCUAUUAAGCAUUAUUUUUCAAAACAUUUAGAGAACGUUACAAGCAGUAGAAAUGAAUUGCCUGAGAAUUGACUGCUUGGGUAUUGAUCACUUGAAUAAUAUACAUUAUAAUUAAGCAAUAAAUCAUUUUGUAAU